AUGUAUGGGUCAGGCAUGGGAUCUAUUAAUGUAAAACUCUGGCCAAAUGGUGCAGCAGCACAAAAUCUCCUGACGGUGCAGAAGGCCACUUCUGCAACACAAUGGUAUCUGACAAGACUGACAAUCCACAAUCAAACAGUUGACUACAGGAUCAUAAUUGAGGGAAUAGUUGGGCGCAGUUACUUAAGUGAUAUGGCUAUCGAUGAUGUUGUUUUACAAGUAGGUGCCUGUAAUGCCAUCCCUACUCCUACGCCAUUCCAGAACUGUGCGUUCAAGUGUCCAACUAUCUCAACUUGUGUCAGCACUCCCCAUGUAUGUGACUUUAACUCUGACUGUCCAAAUGGAGAAGAAGAAACUGCGUGUGGCUACAACUGUAACUUUGAUAAUGGUACCUGCAAAUGGGUGUCAAGAGCUAACGGAGGCUUUACAUGGGCAAGGUACCAUGGCGCAACUCCCGAUUCCAACACUGGCCCUUCAACUGAUCACACUCUAGGUUCAGCAUCAGGUUAUUACAUGUAUGUUGAUGCUUCUAAUGGAAGCGUUUACCAACGGGCCGAUUUUACCAGUCCUGUCUUGCAACAAUCUUCUUCAACAUGCCAGAUGUCAUUAUGGUAUCAUAUGUAUGGAAGUGGAAUAGGAACAAUGACUGUGUAUCAAGCGGAAGGGACACUGCGGACAAGGGUAUGGUACACAACAGGAAACCAUGGCAACAAAUGGUAUCAAGUAACAGUGCCCAUUGGACGUAUGAGCCGACCUUUCCAAAUCAUCAUCCAAGCAGCCAGAACCUAUAGUGUUCUCGGAGAUAUUGCUAUUGACGACAUUCAGUUCCAGCACUGUGGAUUACCAACGAUUCAGUCGUGCACCCACACAGCGGCCCAGUUUACCUGUAACAACAACGCAUGCAUAGAUACAAACAGACAGUGUGACUACACUGAUGACUGUGGAGAUGGGUCAGAUGAAGCACCAACACUCUGUGCUGCACGCUACAUCGGCUGUGACUUUGAAAGCAGCAUCUGUAUGUGGACACAGUUGAAGGAUGAUGACUUUGACUGGUCGCGUCGCGCUGGCCAGACACCCUCAGCCCAGACAGGUCCAUCAAAAGAUCAUACGUUGAACACAAUUUCUGGACAUUAUAUCUACAUUGAAACAUCAUCUCCAAGGAAGCAAGGUCAGAAUGCAAGAAUGGCUAGUAUGGUGUUUGGACCAUCAACAACUGGUCCAUAUUGCACCAUGAGGUUCUACUAUCUAAUGUAUGGAAAAGAUGUAGCAUCCCUAAGUGUGUACACCAGAUCGUCUGUAAAUGGACCCUUGCUGAAAAAUGGACGAGACAAGGAGAGGAGCUAUUUCAGUGACAUUGCUAUUGAUGAUAUCACAUUCUCACCUCAAUGCACCAACUACACUGGAUCAUUUCCCACGGUUCAACCAGGUAUUGCCACACCUUCAACACAAAGCCCAUGUGGUGCCGGAAAGUUCCAAUGUUCUACAGGAAAUCAGUGCAUAUCCUCAACGCAAGUAUGUGAUUUCAUCGCACAGUGCCAUGAUGGCUCUGAUGAGACUCUUUGUGGAAAAUGUAACUUCGAGACAAGUCUCUGUGGUUGGACUGUUGCUGGCGCAGGAAGAUACAGAUGGGACAGACAUAAUGGGUCCACACCAUCAGCUGUAUCAGGUCCUUCAAAUGAUCAUACUCUAGGGUUGUCUGGAGUGGGCUGGUACAUGUUUGUAGACUCCUCUGUUGGAACCUUCUUUGGUGAUGCAGUCAUGAUGUCUCCAGUCUAUGGUCAACUAGCAAGUGGAUGCCAAGUUACGUUCUGGAUGUUUAAAAAUGGCAAUCAGGGAGGAGUACUGAGACUGUUUCUCCUUGCUCAAGGAGCUUCAGCGAACAGUAAGACAGGAAAAACUUUGCUCUGGUCAGCAAUUGGUGACAAAGGCAAUCAGUGGGCCAAUGUAACUGUUGGAAUAGGAGCAAGAGCACCUGGAUUCCGUCUAAUGUUUGAGGCAACCCAGUUCCAGAAAUCUGUAGACAUGGCAAUUGACGACAUUUCAUUCAGCCAGUGUGCCAUGGGUAGUCAAAUGGCUUCAUGUUCUAGUAAUCAGUUCCACUGCAAGAGUGGAUCAUGUGUUGAUCAGAAUUCACUGUGCGACUUCCAGAAUGACUGUGGAGACUGGUCCGAUGAAUCGAGCUGUUCAAACUAUGUGGAACGCUGUAACUUCGAACAUGACAUGUGUAACUGGAUCCAAGAUGAUACAGAUGACUUUGACUGGCAAAGAACCAGGGGAAGAACAAUGACGACUGGUACUGGUCCAGAUUCUGACCACACCUAUGGUAACGAGACUGGAUACUAUAUCUACAUAGAAACAUCGAGUCCGCGCAGACCAAAUGACACUGCAAGAAUCAUGAGUCCUAUCUUCCUGGCAACAAUGACGGGUACCUGUAGCAUGAGGUUCUUCUAUCACAUGUUUGGUAAAGACAUCAACUCCCUGACAGUAUACAAGCAAACAGCUGAUGUGGGAGGCAGGGAUCCUGUAUGGAUGAGAAGUAACGCCCAAGACGAUGCCUGGAAUCAUGCAAGUUUUGUCCUCACCAGUCAGCAAAAUUUCCGAAUCGUCAUUGAGGCAAAGAGUGGAAGUGGCUAUCUUGGAGACAUUGGACUUGAUGAUGUAUCAUUUACACCAGGAUGUCAUGUUGCUCACAGGGUUACUCUUCCCGUGUCUCAAGGAACGCCUGGACCGUGUGGGUUUGGUAAACAGCAAUGCAAAGAUGGGAAACAAUGUGUUAAUGUAGGAUCCACUUGCAACUUCAGAAAAGAUUGCUCAGAUGGAAGUGAUGAAGCAUCUUGUCCUUCUACAUGUAAUUUUGAAGGUGGCAACUUUUGUCAAUGGACUAACCAACUUGCAGGAUCGACAUUCAACUGGACUCUAGGCACUAAUGGAAACCCAGCAAGUAAAACCGGACCUAGCGGGGAUCACACAACAGGACAAAAUAAUGGUCAUUACGCAGUUGUAAGUAAUUCUGGGCGGACAUUACCGGAGAAGGCACAGCUUGUCAGUCCAGUUUUUAGUCAAGGCGGCCCUACUUGUACCAUAACAUUCUGGUAUGCUUUAGCAGGAAGAGGAUUCUCAUCAUUCAGUCUGCUGCUAAGGACGGGAGGAAUGGAUAAACAUAUCUGGCAAAUGCCCACUAGUCCUAAACCAAUGAACAACUGGUACAAUGUCACUGUGAACUUACCAGUCUGCUCCUCAGACUUCCAGCUUGUCUUUGAGGCUGUUGCAUUUUCAAGUUCACCUUCAUACGUUGCAGUUGACGAUCUGGCCUUUGUGAAUUGUGGAGAAUCGUUGCCACAGGGGCAAUGCCUUCUUGGACAGUACCAGUGUGCAAGUGGCCACUGUGUUCCGGAAAACCUGAGAUGUGACUAUCAAACAGACUGCUGUGAUGGAUCGGAUGAAUCAGUCAAUAACUGCCUUGCAUAUUAUGGAUGUGACUUUGAACAAGAAAACAUUCCAGGCAACAACACUGCUGUCCUCAACAACAAGUGA
This is a messenger RNA of Haliotis rubra (blacklip abalone), 3534 nucleotides long. RefSeq names its product MAM and LDL-receptor class A domain-containing protein 1-like. Bases 1 to 3534 code for a protein of 1177 amino acids. NCBI's taxonomy places the organism in Eukaryota, Metazoa, Mollusca, Gastropoda, Lepetellida, Haliotidae. The record is from RefSeq and is a predicted model, not a curated record. The transcript has 3 exons. Gene Ontology annotation, molecular function: protein binding. Gene Ontology annotation, cellular component: membrane.